Molecule: messenger RNA, 8424 nt
Organism: Moneuplotes crassus
Lineage: Eukaryota; Ciliophora; Spirotrichea; Euplotida; Euplotidae
Source: the annotation of a GenBank genome assembly
AUGAACAAGAACGACCCAGACGAUUAUCAGAAUUUAUUGGAUAAAUUAAGGAACGCACAUCUUUCUCUCAAGGAAUACGUGGCUCGUUGUCAAACAGACUUGAAAACACCUGGAUUUAUCCCAGAUGUGAUACUUUUAGAAGAUCCUGAGAAGCAAAAGGGUUACAGGACUGAAUAUAUCAAUAAUAUUUCUGAAAUCCCACAACCCAAUAAGUUAUACCUAGAUGCCCAUGAACUACAGAGGAGGUGAAUGGAGACCAUUGCCAACAAGGCUGAUCCAACUGAAGUUAAGGAGGAAUUGGCAAACUUCUUUAAAAGAAGAGCUUCCAACCUCCAGCAUAAGAAAUACAAGCUUCUUAUCAGAUGGGCUCAUUAUGUUCAGGGUUCAGAAUCAAUUGAUACAGUUGGCCUUAGACUAGACCCGUUAUUUGCAAAAGUCCAGACGGAGUAUGAUUUAGCCAUUGAGAGAGCAGAUAGGUUAUGACUAGACGAUGGUUUUCAUGACUUUUAUAAGGUCAAAAAGCCUCAUCCUACUGCUACUGAGGGGAAACAUAGUGGAAAACCUCUUUAUAUUGAGUCUGAAGAGCGUCUUCCAUCCAGUUCGCUCAGACAAGAUGAUGUCGAGGUUUAUCUUAGAUCAAAGACAUUCAGAAAUCAAAUUUUUAGAAUCCCAAACAAGCUAAUCUCCCUGAUGAAGUGGAUGAAAUAUACAAACAGGUAUGAAAUUCUUGGAGAGUCAAGAAGAAGCAUGAUCAAGCUCAGGAAUGAAAAUAGGAAGAAACAAAGAGACUUGUGAACUCUUGUCUCAGAUACUCUUAGAGAGAAGCUUGUUAGAGCAGGAAUUGACACUGAAAAAGUUGUCACAGCUGUAGUUGAUACUUAUACCAAGAGCUUAAGAGAUAAGGAAUAUCCUUCUAAAGCUGAGGAGUUACUUAGCACCACUAAGUAUGAUUAUGUUAAACUUCCUCUUCUUCAUACCUUGGCUAUUGAGCUAAAGUUUUGACUGAAAGAGAUCUCUGCAGAAUUCGACAUUACUGGUGACUUAGAAGUCGACAACGGGCAUAGCUUUACCUAUCAAAUCCAGGUCCAUUUUCCAGUUUUGUUUCAAAAGCAUGUAGAGAAUAGCAAGUUUGAUCUCUAUGAUACUUUCCCUGAAGAUGAAGAUGGAGCUCUUAGGAACAAAAAUCCUAAAAAUAACCAACUUGAAAAUCUACAUUCUUAUGCAAAAUCAGAGACGAAAAAGAGUAUGCUUGGUUAUAUAAACACUGAUGACCUGCCACAAAUCACUGGAGAUAUUUCUAAGGAUACUGUGAUUCAGACAGAGUCGUAUACAAAGCUAAGGGGUUCAUACUGGCUGCCUUAUAUCUGCUUUACUCCUAGGAUAGACUCUUUCUACAAAAAGCAAAGUUUGUUGUUUCAAGUCAAAGGUGAUAGCCUACUUUCUUCAUAUUUUGAUUUCUUAGAUGUUAAUGAUUGCAGUGCAGUCAAUAAAAUUCUGGAUGAUGCAUCCAUCUUGCAUACACAGAGAGCACAGAAGAGAAAUCCUCUUAGGACAGAGGGCGGCAAAUUUGUAUCUGUUGAGAAAGAACUUGAGCAGAAUUUAUCCCUGGCUGCAAACAAAGAAAGCGGAAAGAAAUUGAUUGAUUUUGAAAUUGAGCCUCUAAUCGAGCCGAUCCCUGUUCAUAUCGUAAAGGGUCUCUACAUGCUGAGGUAUUUAAAAGCAAGAGAUUUCAAGUCUAAACUCCUUAAUGCAAUGAAUUACUACAGAGAGAUUCAAAAGAGACUGACCUGAGAUAUGGUUGAAAUGGGAUCAAGAGACCGUCUGAAUCUCAACUGUAACAUAGUUUCACCUAAAGAUAUCGCAAAUAAUGCAAAGAAGCUCCUCAAAAAUACCAUGAUUAAUGACUUACUUCUUGAGGCUCUUGAGGCAGAGAGUGAGAUAGACCAUUUUGUGAGUAUAAAAGCAUUCAAGCAUAAGAAAAUGUUUAAACCAAAAGUGACUGCUACCUCCCCAAGUCUCCCCAAGAUUCACAUCGCUUUUGAAGGAUUUGCAGGGCAUUAUUCAGUUUCUGAGGAAGAAGAUGAUAUCAAUUCUGGAGAAAUGCCAUCAGAGCAGGCCAAAAGACUCAGAGGAAGAAUUUGUAAAAGAGAGUUCAAUAAAGAUUACAAUGAUGUAAAAAUCAUCGAUGAAGAAGGAAUUCCAAUAAUCUAUGAUACUGCCCUUCAUGAUAUCGUCAGCUUGGAGAAAGAGCUUAUCCAAAUCGGUACUUUCUACAUCAAAAAGCAGGAAUACCUCAUAGAUGUUGAAAUAAGAGAACCAAUGGCUUCUAUUGAUAGAGGUGCUGUCUCUGCAGAGCUCCUUGAAUAUGAAAAUAAGUUCCAAUAUGCCAAAAUCAGACUCAUCGAGGAACUUAUGGAGUCCUACGAGAACACUGUGGAUAUCCUUGAACAACAAAGAUUUGUACAGAUUAUAAUUGAUAUCAUGGCUAAAAGACCAAGACUAAAUACAGAUGCGACCCACUUUAUUGACUCUUAUAAAUCAGAGAUAGAGUAUCUCACAAAUAUGCGUGAAUUCCUGAACGAACUGGCUAGAAUGCAGAUCAAGAAAGAGAAAGAAAUUGCCAAUGACAUUAGGGAAUAUCUUGAGCUCAAAUACAGAAAGGUCAAUGAGCACAUCAACAGAAAAUGGGAAUACACCAACCCAGACAAGAUUGAUAAAGAAGAGAAUAAAAACACUGCUAAAUCAAGACAGCAUGAAACUGAGAAUGAAGAAAAUGAAAGGGAAGAAAGAGAGAAAAAUCAGCGCCUUGCUAAUAUUGCUAAGCGGCAUAUCACAGACUUUACUAAGAAUUACGACCAAGAUUUUACAGAGGUGCUUGGACUACCAGAAAUCACAGCUGAUGAUCUGUUCAAAAAGAACCGAGAGAAGGAACCAAUUGUGAUAGAUGCUCUUAGACAGCAAUCUCAGUUCAUUAAGAUUGAAGAAGGGUAUCCUCACUUCCCAGAGAAGGAAGAACUUCUGAACUUCUAUGAAAGUGUAGGAUGAAUCACAAGGAUCUACUCUUUAGUAGACACUAUUUUCCAAGAAUGCAUUGAAAUUCAUAAGCCAGAAAAUGGGCAAGCUAUUUCAGCACUUCAUGGCUCAAUCACAAGAUUUUCAAGGUCAAAACUCAAACUUGCCAAGAAUGUAAUCUAUGAUAAAGAUGUAAUGACAGAGGAGGAGAAGACUUUGGUCAACCUCCAAGACGGGUUUCUCUGUGAUUUCCCAGACAAAAUGGUUCUACUUGCUAAAGAAAUGAAGUCAUAUUCUUCUAAUGAAAAAGCUGAGAAUAUUGAUCCUUUCAUCGCAGGUCACUGCGAUCUUGACACUAUUGAGAACUUCGAAUUUAUAGAUGCCAAACAGCUUGAAGAAGACCCUUUCCUUGAUGAAAACGUAACUCUUGAUACUCUUAUCAAGAAAGGGAUGCAAAUCUCUCAAGCUGCUACAAAGUUCCAGUCGAAAAUUAGGCAGGAAGAGAAGGUCAAAGCAAGUGCCAAAAAUGAGGAAGAGAAACAGAAGAAAUUGAACAAACUUAGGUUUAAAGUUCAGAUGCCUUCCCUUCUUUACUUCUACUGUAACAUUGUUGAAGUAUUAAGGCUUCGUGAGAACCUUAUCAAAACUCUGACCGACACAAUCUGUCUUUCAGGGUAUUACAAACAAUUAUGAAAGUAUGCAGGCAGUGAAUUCGAAAGAAUUCAAUUCUCAGAAUGAUUAGGAUUUGAUACCUCUGGAAUCACUAAAGGCAAGAAGAACUUUGUAGAUACUGGAAAAGGAGAUUCACUGGACCAUUCUCUAGUAAUUAGAGAAUUCGACCCAACACUUUUGUCUAACCUUAACUUUGCACAUGGACAAUCAUUCAAACUGUUAAUAACAGAACUAGGAGUUGAAGAGCUCAGAGGUGUCCUACACUACCAAGUGAUGCAACACCAAAUACUCAUGAUUGCAAUUGAGAAGAAUCAGACCAUCUUAGAAAGUGUUUUGAAAGGAAUUAGCGAACUUGACUACCUCUCUUCCAAAGAUGACCUUGAAUUCAUCCUCCCAAACUCCCAUUGAAAAAUGAACCAUGUUUUAUCAAAGAGCGUGGAAGGUUACAACCUGGAUAUCCUCAACAAAGAGAAGAUGAGGCUCAAGAAUAACUUCAAAAAAGAAUGAUCAGAGCAUUUUGCUCCAGUCUUAGCCCCAAAAUCCAAACAAAGGUCCUCAAUUUCAAAGAAGUAUCAAAUUUUUGUUAACAAAUUGACUACUUCGGACUAUAAGAUUGAAGGAAAAUUAAGAAUACUUAGGAAUUAUAGGAUCAAGCUCCUUCAUCAUCUUUGCAGGGAUAUCCUCAAGAAUGCUUACCAAGAGACGCUCAGAACACAGUUGUUGAAAAUCUGUAACGAUCUGAGGAUCAAGUCUAAUCUACUCCCAUUCAAGAAGAAGAAAGAAUUGAUCCUGUUUUGUGGGCUUUGAGAUUACCAAGAGGAUAUCCCAAGAGCUAUGGCAAAGAACAAUAUUCUGCACCAAGACCCUGUGUAUAACAUCGAGAACUAUGAAGAGGGAAAUUUUAAGACACUUUUCUAUGUCCCAAACACUGUUGAGGUUUGAUAUUUAGAGAACAAGAUUCCUCCUGAAUUCUCAUCACAAGGGCAAUUUCCAACAGGAAUAGCAGAGAAAGUGGAUGAAAAUAAUUUGGAAAAACCAAUCCGAGAAGUGAUGGUCCCUAAACCUACUAAGAAGAAGUUCACCGACUUUAAAUAUCUCAAUGAGAGUGCGAAAGGAGGGAUUAUAGAAGCUAAUUUUGCUGAAGCUUACUCUUACGGAGGUAAAGUUUUCGACCUCCUGGUUUACCUCACUCUGGUCAACAAUAUAUUUGAUUUGGAGUAUUCUAUAUGCAAGCUAAACUCUUCAGGAGAGGAUAUCCUCAAUCUUGAGAGUCAGAUAUUCUCAGGCCAAGUCUUUUGGAAGGAUGAAAAAGCACUCUAUGAACCUCAAUUUGGAGUUGAAGAAGGAUCUGAUGAAGAAAAGGAUCAUGAUUUUCCAAUUCCUACUGAGACCAUUUCUGACAAACUCAUUCGUCAAAUUGUCAAAGAAAAACGUGAAAAGAAGCAUCUUGCUGACGAUAUGGAGAACAUUAAAAAUAAUUUCAAGAAAAUAGGACAACUUGUGAAAAAUCCUGACAAUAAAAAUCUCCAAAAGGCUACUAAUAUUCUGAUAAACCAUCAUCAGAUGUUCUAUUACAUCUUCCUGCAUGGAAUGGAGAGAGCCCAAGAUAAAUAUCUUGAAAAGGGCGACCAUACGGAGUUCAGGCUUCUUCAGGAUUACCUGAAUAAUUUUACAAAUAAAUACGAAGGAAUUAUCACAAGGGAUAAUGGAUAUCAUAUAAAUCAAGCCUUAAUUACUCCUAGUGGGUGAGACAUUGAACAAGAGUUCUACACAGAUUAUGAGGAUUUUAACAAAGCUUACCAGCCCGUUGUUGAUGAGAAGUACCUGAUCCCAUCCCAUAUUAGACUGGUUCAUCAGAUUUAUGGUGAAAAGAGUCUGAAUAAUCUAAGAAGGUCACAGUAUAACAGCCAUUUCCCUGAGAGCGGAUACCCUUGCCUCAGAUGGUGCUUCCUCAACCUCAACGAUAUUGAACGAGUAUGUAACUACACUACAUAUAAAUCAGUGAGGGAUGAGCUGGAGGAGUACGGAAAGCUCACUGAGAUCAAUGAGCUUGGAGAUGAAGCUAUUUUCGAAGCCCAGCUUGCCUAUCUUAAAAACAAGAUUCAGUCAAGGCAACUGCGCCAUGCAUUUAUGUGCUUUGAAGGAAAAUGUACCAUGCCUGAAUCAAUAGAAGGUUAUAAAGCUCUCUCAACUUUCUAUAAAGAAGGAUUUUAUUUCAAAGUCAUCUUUGAAAAAGAUAAGGUACUCGAAAGCUAUAAGAAAAAGAAAAUAGCAAGUAUGGAAUUCAAGUCAUCCCAUGGUGAUGGAGAUGAAAUUAGCAAAGAAAGAAUUGAGCAACUCAAACAAAUAGCAGCAUCCAAAGGCCUUGUCCACUCUUCAUACUCUUUGCAAUCAAAUGAGUUUAUCAUUGAUGUUCGAAGGAAUGAACCAGCAAUAAUUGCUAAAGCUGAGAUCUCGUGUAUCCAAAGGGAAUUUGACGUCAUUUUGAUCAAAGAGUCUAUUAAACUAAUUAGCAAGCAUGAUGAAGCUCUUAAAGGAUGUCUUGAAAUGGGAGCUGCAGAUAAUCAAAUAAAUGCUUUUAUUCACCCUUACCAGCAAUUUGCAUCGACUCUGUUUGAAACAGUUGAUAGGAACUCUCAUCUAGAUAUUGUGACAAAAGCAUCUUUUGUUCAGCAAUUUUUGACCAGAUUAAGGAACAGGUGCACAGAAGUUGAGACCCUCACAUCAGGUCCUGGAAUUGUCUUCUCAAUGAAAGACUUCAAUGAUUGUGUCCAAACUCUCUGUAGAGGAAUGAUAAAAUACUGUGAGACUACAGUGAGAUCCAUGAGUGAGACAAAUUCUCUAAAGACUCAGCAGCUUAGUCACCUCGUCUACGUCAACGAGAGACAAAGGGAUUACUACAAGCGGAAGUGUAAAAACUUUGUUGAAGAAAUUGAUAAGAUCAUCAACGCUAAAAUGACUGAGAAAGGUGCUGCCAUAAUCUAUGAGCUAGAUAUCACCCAUCGUGAGCUGCGAAUGCUCAAGGAUAACUACUACCUUAUGGAGAAGAUGAUGCGAGAGGAGAUUAAUAAGCAAUUUAUCGAUGAAAUCACUGAGAAAGACUACCUCCUUAAGAAGUAUAAGGAAGGAUUUGAUGAAUAUAAAGUUAGAGUCAAUAAAGGUAUCAGUAGUGAGGUCUAUAAUGAAAUCACCACUAUUGAAAACAGAGUCAAGGCAAGAGCAAAUGUUUAUAAGAUGACUGAUAUUCAAGGAAUCGAGGACAAGAUCAAACGGCUCCAAGAAGCAGAGCGCCAGAAAGGAAUUCCAGGUUUACAGUCGAUAGAUAGGGAAGUUAAAUUACCUCAAGAUGACGAAUCUAAUUUCUCACCCUCUUUUGAUAAUUACAGGCCUGAUAAUGGUGAUGCAGAUGACACUAAUUAUGGAGCUUAUGAGCCCUAUAUGCCAUCAGCUCGAGAAGAGCUGCUUCAGCUCCAUAGAGCUCUCAGGAACCAAAAGAAUUUCAUGAGGAUCAAAGAAGUAAUGAUGAAAGAAAAACAUGAAAGGGAGAUUUUCAACCUAAAACAACAGCUCACUUCAAACCAAGCUCUGUGGGAGCAGCUAGCUGAGAGUGAAAAGAGAGAAGCCAUUAUGAGACAAGAACUAUUCUUCACGCAACAAAGCCUUGCCACUUGUGAGAAGAUCAUCUCCAAGAUGCAGUCUGAACUAGAGGUGCUCCAGAACCAAAGACUACGUUUGCAACAGUAUAAGAACAAUAAGUCAAAACGUCUUGAUGAACUUGAGAGCAAAGUUCGUCAAAUGGAGAUUCUCGAGAACAUUGAUCUGAACAAACUUUUGGAUGAGCUCCGUGCUAGAGAUCGGAAGUUAACUCAACUGACUAAAGUUGAAAAGAACCUUCAAGGAAAAAUAGAUUCUGUGUACAAAAUUGGAGAACAAAAAGUUGAAGAGAUGAGGCAUAAAUUCCUUCAAGAGAAGAAAAUCAAGGAAAGCGCCUUCGCUAGACUUGACGGACUCAGAAUGGAAAUCAGAGCUAUUGAAGGUCAGGAUAUUGGUGAUGACAUCUGGAAAGAAAAAUGUAAAGAGCUUUUUAGUCUAUGUAAAGAACUCCAGAAGGAAAAUGAGGAACUCAGAAAUACACGUGCUAAUGAGCUUAAUAACAUUGCUACUCCUGAUAUUGGAUCCCUCAGGGAAAAUAUUGAAUCGAUGGCUAGUCAUACACAUGAUGAUAAGAGUUUCAAAAAUGCAUAUAUGGAUAGGAUGGGAGCGAAAACAAUCACCACUAAGCCUUCUACCGCUGCUCAGAAGCACAGACUGCUAGCGAAGAAGAAGGGAUAUAUGAGCGGUGGAUCUCUCGCAGGAGCCUUAGGAAUAAACCAAACAGAAAUGUCUCCAAGAGGGUCCACCAACUCCUCAGCAGUUAAAGGUAUCUACUCCACUACAAAUAAUGCAAAAGAAUAUGAUAGGAAGAGACCUCAUUACUCAGUAGGAAGAUUUGGCAGAAAGGCUCCUCAAUCGCAAGGGAAUAAUGCAAGACAAAGGACUCAGAAGCGUAUAGUCAAAAAGGCUGUUUCAAAGCAAAGGAACCCGUUCGAGUACAACCCAAGACCUCACAUGAAAUCUGAAGAAUCUAGUGGAGGGGUGUUCACUCUUCCUGGAGUGUACAACAGUUCUGACAACUACAUCAAGGGCGUGAAGGCACCGAACCAGGCGAAGAUAAUCGGGUCAAGAAUAAAGCCGCAAUAA